AUGGAUUCCGAUGAAAACCCAAUUCUACCGAUCAGAUCAACGAGUUCAACGCUCUAUCAAAAUUUGAAGUCGUUCUUCAGCUUGAACUCGAGUGAUGCGUCUCUAAAUGAAAUUGGAUGGAAGAAAGCGUCUACAGUAAUCCUUGCAGUUCUAUUCAUUUGUGGAGUCAUGGCGUUGGCAUUUUCAGCGAUUAUCUGGGUGGUUUAUGAUGAAUUGGAUGGUGGAAAUAGAAACCAAACCACCACUACCACUACCCCAUCGCCUACUCCAUACCUCAAACGGAUCGUUGGUGUAUACACAAACAAUGAAUCCAAAGACAGCACAAAUGUACAACUUGAAAAAUUAACACAUGCUCUAUUUGCCUUCAUUCGGAUGGAUGAAAAUGGAACCCUUUAUUUUAAAAAUGAAAAAUCGAAACAUCGAUUUUUGAGUCUACGAAACAAGGCGAUGAAUGAAACGGCUGAUGUUAAAUUGAUGGUUUCAAUUGGUGGACCGAAUAAUGCCCAGUUUUUUUCGGGAGUUUUAAAGGACGAGAGUAGACAGAGAAAGUUCAUAUCGUCCACCAUUUCCUUCUUAAAACAAUACAAAGUUCAUGGAGUUGACAUAUUCUGGAAAUGGCCAUCUGAAUCCGAAAAAUACGUCUUCUCAGCGUUCAUCAAGAAUCUUCGAGACAACCUUAACCCGUACCUUUUAUCAAUUACAGUACCACCCGCUGGAAUCGAGCACCAAACUUUUGGGUUCGAUAUUGAUGAUUUAGUUCAACACGUGGAUUUCCUGAAUGUGUAUUCGAUGGAUUAUUAUGGUCCAUGGAUGAAUGAAUGGGGGACGCCGACAGGUCCAAUUGCACCAUUAUAUUCUGGAGUUAAGGGAAGAGAAGAGUUCAAUUUGGAUUAUACAAUGCAGUAUUAUUCGUCACAAACAAGACAAUUGGACAAUUUCAAUAUUAUAAUUCCAACAUUUGUGAGGCUAUGGGAGCAAGUGAAAGAUGCUGUGGAGCCGGGAAGAGACGUUUAUAGAAAUGUGAUUUUAAAGGAUAAUAUGACGGAAGGAGAUGCUUAUAUGUCCAGAAGACUUGCGGAAAUGGAAGGAUGGAAAUUGACACCUUUAACGUGGGAUGAGCAAUCGAAAAGCUCUUUUAUCUAUUAUCCUGAUGAAGGGACGUAUUUGACAUUUGAAACAGAGAGAAGUUUGAAAGCGAAAAUGGAUUAUUUGAAGGAGAAACAUUUUGGUGGAGUAUGGAUUUGGACGGUGGAUAUGGACGAUGAGAAUAAUACAGUAUUGAAUUUCAUAAGAGAUUUCGGAUAUUCUACUGAUGAGAUUUGA
Caenorhabditis briggsae is the source of this 1323-nucleotide messenger RNA. Gene Ontology annotation, molecular function: chitin binding. Gene Ontology annotation, biological process: carbohydrate metabolic process. The record is from RefSeq and is a predicted model, not a curated record. The transcript has 4 exons. The coding region runs from base 1 to 1323 and encodes 440 amino acids. Lineage: Eukaryota; Metazoa; Nematoda; Chromadorea; Rhabditida; Rhabditidae.